UUUCAGGCUCACAUUUUUGGUUGGAGUGAAGGAAAAGCACCUUCUGAUGCCGUCGGUGGAGUACGGCCGUUUUGGCCUGCAGCCGACGGCCAUCAAUCAGAAUCGCAACAAACAUUUUUUAAACGAACCGAAGAAACGUAAACCACGUCAAGAAAUCUGUGCACCCCUCAAAUGGCUCUGUUUCAUUGCCAAUUUCUUAGUCUUUCUUAUCGGUGUGACAUGUUUGGCACUCGGCGUAUAUUUAUGCAUCAAGGAUCCGCGACCGAUAGCCGAAUGGGCGGAUGUAUUUCUUAACCCGGCCGUUGUGCUUACUAUAAUUGGGCUUGUCAUAUGCAUUGUUUCAUUAAUGGGAUCCCUUGGUGCUCUAAGAGAUAAUAUUGCAUUGCUCAAAACGUUCGCACUCAGUGUUUUUUUCUGUUAUAUUAUUAUUGUAAUAUUCACAUUUUUAUUAUUUAUAUUAUUCUAUUCCGAUACAACGGAAGGUCUUUCGGCGCACAGUAUACUCAUUUACUCAGUUAAAAAUUAUCAUACCAAUAGAAAUUUAGCUGAUUUUGUGGAUUAUAUUCAAGAACAGUUUGAAUGCUGUGGUGUGUCGUCAGCUUCACAGGGUUAUCGAGACUGGCAGCUUUCUGACCAAUUUAAUUGCAAUUCAACAAAUCCUUAUCCAGAAAAGUGUGGAGUACCAUUCAGCUGCUGCAAACGAUCUGUGGUGUCAGAAGCAGCCGCUGGUUCUACCAAUCCUUUAUUGCCAGCGAUGCGGUCGCUGCAAUGUUGGCUGAAUGCGCAAACAAAACGACCUCAAGAGCUGGAAGCUGAUUUGCACACACGUGGAUGCUUGCAACCGUUGCGGACAGUUUUCGAAAGUCAUGCCGUGCAUAUCGGUGCUGUUGUCGCCAUCAUCAUCAUUCCUGUUUGUAUAUCAGUAUGUUUAUCAAAUAUCUUGGCCAAACAAAUCGAUCACCAACGAUAUUUGCUAGAACGUGAAGCUCGUCGCUGCGAGCGACGUCGUAGACGCAAUGAAAGGAUUCGUUUCCGUGAUCCAUGCAUAUCUGCCGUAGAAACUAAUGCCAGUGAACCCAAACGCUCCACCAGUGCUCCACGACAUAGCACGGGUCUAAAUUCAGAUGAUAGAGCAACUGUCAUCGAUCUCGAACUGGAAUCUGUGAAAGUGGCGGAGUCAUUACGACCUUCUGUAGCUGUGCAGCCAGAAAAAAAACUUCCUGCCUUAAAUUUAUCGAGUUUUUCGCAGUCAGCGCCACCAGUACCACCUCAUGAGCCCCCUCCACUGAAUGGUGAAAUAAAACGGCAUCGAAAGCAUUGUCAACCAACAAGUAAUUCAGCAUCGAAACAAAUCGUACAAACGUCGUCAACAAUAAAUCAGUACCAAAGAAUAUCGAGCGGAACAUCAAUAGCAGCCGCCCAAAGUAAACAGAAGCAACGAAGACGUUCAGUGGCUACCGUUUCACCACCCAAAACAACAGCCGAAAAUCGGGCGCAACAAUAGGUUUUGGAGU
Molecule: messenger RNA, 1514 nt
Organism: Loa loa (African eye worm)
Lineage: Eukaryota; Metazoa; Nematoda; Chromadorea; Rhabditida; Onchocercidae
Product: tetraspanin family protein
Exons: 8
Coding region: 47-1504 (485 amino acids)
Cellular component (GO): membrane
Source: RefSeq, a predicted model, not a curated record